Molecule: messenger RNA, 783 nt
Organism: Vicia villosa (hairy vetch)
Lineage: Eukaryota; Viridiplantae; Streptophyta; Magnoliopsida; Fabales; Fabaceae
Exons: 2
Coding region: 1-783 (260 amino acids)
Source: RefSeq, a predicted model, not a curated record
AUGGCAGGAAGGAAUGAUGUUGCUCUUGCUGCUGCACUACAAGCUAUGGCGCAGUCGGUGCAGAAUAACAACAAUCAGAAUGCUGGAGAUCUACAGUUUUGCAACUUAGAGAGGUUCCAGAGCAACAAACCGCCUAAGUUUGAAGGUGGUAUCAUUGAUCCAGAAAAUGCACAGAAAUGGCUGAAGGCUAUUGAGAAGAUCUUCAGGACCAUGGGAUGCAAUGUGGAUCAGAAGGUACAGUUUGGUACGCACAUGCUGGAAGGUGAAGCUGAGGACUGGUGGGAUAACAGUCGUCAGAGAAUGGAAGUUGCAGGUACUACUAUUACUUGCGUAGUGUUUCGGGCUGAGUUUCUAGAAAAGUACUUUCCGGAAGAUGCUCGUAGCAAGAGGGAGAUUGAGUUCCUAGAAUUGAAGCAGGGGAAUAUGACCGUUGAUGAGUAUGCUGCUCGAUUCGAGGAAUUUGUGAAGUAUUGUUCCCAUUACAAUACCAAUGAGGCUAUGAAUUCCAAGUGCAUCAAGUUUGAGAACGGGCUGCGUCCCAAGAUCAAACAGGGUAUUUCUUGUCAGAAGAUAAGGAACUAUCCAGAGCUAGUGAGCAGAAGCAGAAUUUAUGACAAUGAUAACAGAGCCAGGAUUGCACAAUACAAAGCUGUGAACGAUCGAAAGGGUAAGCAUGAUUGUGGGAAACCAUACAGUGCUCCUGCUGAUAAAGGAAAACAGAAAGAUUUAGAAACCACCAUUGUUAGGUUUUUGCAAGCUCCGAAUUGGGGGUGCUGUAGUUAA